AUGUCAAGACGAGGACAACAAACCAAAAAAAAAUCAUCCUUAUCAAGUUUACCAACACCAUCACCUAAAAUUGCACUUAUAACAGUUGGAUAUGGAAUAGCACAAAGAUUGUUGAAGCAUUCUAUGGAAAAUCCAUCCGAUACUUUUCAUUUGAUAUUAGCUUGUAGAAAUUCAAUUCGCGCUGCUGUUGCGAGAGAAUCAUUAUUGAAGGAUUACCCGGGAAACCUUAUAGAUAUUGUUACAGUUGAUGUUAGCAGUGUUGAAGUAGUUUUCAAAAGUUGUAAAACAAUUCGCGAAAGAUAUGAUCGUAUUGAUUUAUUUUUCUGCAAUGCAGGGAUAUUACAGUGUGAUUAUGUUGAUUGGAAAUUUGCAACAAUUCAGGCAUUUCUUGAUCCAUUCUCAUUAUUAACAAAAUCAGAAGUUGUUGUCCAACCAAUCGGCAAGGUCACAAAAGAAGGAUUAGGAGAAACAUUUGCUAGCAAUUUUUUUGGACAUUAUAUCAUGAUUAAAGAAUUAGAAGAUUUAUUUAUAUCUUCGAGUCAAGGAGCUAGGAUAAUAUGGACAAGUUCAAUGACUCCUGCCAAGGAUGAUUUUGUUCUUGAGGAUUUUCAAUACAUAACAUCAGUUGCACUUAAUUUAAAACUAAAUAAAAAAAGUAUUCAUACUUUUACUACUGAACCUGGCAUAGUAGCCACAAAUAUUGUUAGAGUUCAUCUUGGUUGGUUAGCUGCUGCUGCUAUGUAUAUUGCAUUUUACUUGGGAAGAUUUUUUGGAAUAAAUGAAGAAACAAUUACGAGUUGGAAUGGAUCAUACUCGAAUUAUUACGUUGCCAUCACUAAUCCUAUAACUUUACUCAACACUUCAAUUAAAUAUGGUAGUCGUGUUAAACCAUUGGGAGAUGUUUAUGUUAAUGAAGAUACGAUUGUUGAUUAUGAUGAAGAAGUUUCCAAUGCACUUUUAAAUAAAUUAGACGGUUUAUUUAAUGAUUUCAAAUCGAAAUAUCAAGAAUAA
Messenger RNA from Entrophospora sp. SA101, 1011 nucleotides. NCBI's taxonomy places the organism in Eukaryota, Fungi, Glomeromycota, Glomeromycetes, Entrophosporales, Entrophosporaceae. The record is from the annotation of a GenBank genome assembly.